AUGUUUUUUGGCGUGCGUUGGUGGACACCCGUCACACACCCCUCAAUUCUAGACUCCGACUCGUACAAAGUGAUGAGCGACGCCGAAGCCAACCGCCUGUUGACAAGUUUGGGGGAAAGCGUGGCCGUUCAGCCGCGAGCGCUGCCCACCCACACUGUGCGUGUUGUGCACUUUUGUGGCGUGCCUUCUGGAUACGGUGCCGACGGCGCGGAGAAUAAUGUCUGCCUUUACAUGUGCUUCAGGGAGGUAAGCUUGUGCUGCUUGCGAGCUUGGCCGUCGCUUGCAGUCAACUAUUGCGUCUGCCAGUAUCGCAACGCCCUCGGCGCCUGCAUUCUGGCCAGCACGACUUGGAGGAACAGACGUGCGCAAGCCCAUGGCUCGUUGAUUUGUCCUCUCAUGGCUACAUGA
Molecule: messenger RNA, 408 nt
Organism: Cordyceps militaris CM01
Lineage: Eukaryota; Fungi; Ascomycota; Sordariomycetes; Hypocreales; Cordycipitaceae
Exons: 4
Coding region: 1-408 (135 amino acids)
Source: RefSeq, a predicted model, not a curated record